CGCUCGACGUCGUUCCGUAAGCUUCCUUGCUCCUUAUCACCGUGCGGGCAUAUCCUUGCCUGAGAUAAAUUUUGCGCGGGACACCCGCCACGCCCAACUUUGUUGAGGCCCGUAAGCCUUUGGAUUUGGUUGCAAUAAUAUUGUCUUGUCCUGAAAGAUCUUCCCGAACAGCUGUAUGGACAAUGCCUGCGGGCUGACAACCUGACUAUUAUUCAAGUAUACCGGUAAUGCUUUGGCACCGGUAGUGAAACCCCUGAAGCAGGCUCUUGAAGUUUUCGUUUUAUCUUAAAAUUUGGGCUAAAUUUCGUCGAGUGACCAAUCCAACCUUGGGCCGAUGGAGGCUUCAACCGCGGAGGAUGCCUCCGCAGCGGCGACAGCCACCACCCUUUCCCACGACGCAAAGGAAUACGGUUCCGGCUUUUCAUCGGGCUUCUUGCGUUUUCUCGACACCGGAGAGCUGGCCGACGUCGUCGUGCAUGUCGUCGCCGAUGCCAAUGGAACAUCACCAACACCGCCCUCUACUUCUCCUAGCCUAUCCCUUCCUCCCACAACCACAUCAUCAUAUCCCUCCUCCUACGACCCAAGCGGCCAGGACUACCACCUCCACAGCCUCAUCCUCUCCCGCCAAAGCGCCUUCUUCGCAGCAGCCCUAAACCAAACCACAUUCGCGGAUUCCGCAUCCCGUCGGAUCCGCCUCGUGUUGGAUCCAGCCGCCGCCCCAGCCUGGCCCUCACUGAUCCGCUACUUUUAUUCCGACCGAAUCCUGCUGAACGACGCAAACGCGCUGCCGCUGUUGGCCCUUGCACGACAGCUGCUGGUUUCGGAGCUAGAUUCGUACUGCACGGCAUUCGUACGGGAGCGCAUGUGCGCUGCCAACUGUCUGGAGCACCUGAGGG
Molecule: messenger RNA, 896 nt
Organism: Astrephomene gubernaculifera
Lineage: Eukaryota; Viridiplantae; Chlorophyta; Chlorophyceae; Chlamydomonadales; Astrephomenaceae
Source: the annotation of a GenBank genome assembly